Molecule: messenger RNA, 1308 nt
Organism: Symbiodinium pilosum
Lineage: Eukaryota; Dinophyceae; Suessiales; Symbiodiniaceae
Source: the annotation of a GenBank genome assembly
AUGGAUCGGGCACGCUACGUGGAGGAGUACGCAGCACACCUCCUCCAAAAUCACCGUGACCGGCAAUGUGACGCUGCCUUCCACGCCCAAUCCGUACAAGGCAGAGCAGCCUCUUUGGCAGGCGAAAGUCUUUCAACCUUGUCGCAGUCCCUCUUGCUGAUACGAUCAGAUGGCCUGGAUCAGGCCAAGCAUCGUGUACCGCGUGUUCUGCAAAAGACUAAAGCUCUCGAAAAUGUCAUUAGACCAGCCCUGCAUAUACAAAUGUGUUGGAUGCAUGGCUAUGACGUGUGCUUCCAUGUUGCCGACCCCGACAUGCGAAAGGACACCGUGGUGCAUGUGGAGACUUUGGCACGGGGGCUGUCAAGAAUCUAUGACAAGCUGCAAAGCUUGCCGAGGCACAUGGUGUUGAUCUUAGAUAACACGUCCUCCAACAACAAGAACCAACUGAUGCUGAAGUUUUGGUUGAAGUUGCAGAUGCUGAAGGUGCUUGAAACUGCCUAUGUAGCGUUUCCCAUUAAAGGGCACGCUGUUGUUCGAACUUCGAAUGCCACGUUCGACACCGCGGCAGAGUUGACAAGUAUUUACGACGACUUCAUGAAAAAAGCUGAAUUUGAAUCAGGCACUUUGUUUCGUGGAGCUGAGAAGCUAGACGAGGCUGCGGACUGGUUGAGCUGGAUGGAAGAGGUCCCAUUGAAACUGGCAUUGAUCACAGGUCCAAAAGCACCUCAUGGGUUCCGUGCGAUGAAUCGAAAGCAUGUGAAGCCAGCAGACUGGGAAGCUGCAAAGUCGGUCGUGGCUACAGGAGAUGACAGCUCACCGCAUCCGGACGAUCUCAUGCUAGUGGUUCACCAGUACAUGUCCGACCCUUUGCCUUUUCAGAUACGCUGGCUUUUCUCAGCGGCAGAGGUAUCUGCGUUGCGAAGGACCCUGCGUCGGCAGCCGUGUGGGCUGCACCCUCGACGUAGCAUCUCGCGGAAAGACCGAGAAGAAAUCGAGCGGCAAGCAGACUUGGCAUAUCAGAGAGCUGCCAUCAACAAGAACGCACUUGAUUUCCUCAGUGGAUGGAUCAAGCAAACGCUGAGGCGUGAACCGCGGCCACCGGAGUACAGCUUUUUGCGCCACGGGUACGACCAACACGAAGCUGAAGAGGCUUUCGUUAGGAAUCCACACAGAGCUGGCCCUCCACGAAUGGUCCGAGUUCUUCAGGUGGGGCAGGCGGCUCCCGCGCAGGAGGAUGACCCUGAUGCUGGAUUGGACAAUGAGCCGUGCGUCAUUCAACCAGAGGCAGCUGCAAGAGGCGGACUCUGA